UUCAACAAGCCUGAGAAAGUGAUUAUUAGGUUUAGGCAUGUCACUUGAAGAAGACGAUCUUAGACUGAAACUGGAUCAAUUUAUUAUUAUUGUCAACCUAUUUAAUGCAUUAAAUAACACAAAACCCUGAAUCAAAGUUUAAUGGCCUUGAUAUGUAUAUAGACAGUGACAUAUGUAAUAUCCUUUGAUUUUGUUUUCUUUGCUUCCCAUGUAGGAUGGACACAUUCAGGCACCAUUAUUGUGUUUAUCUGAAUCUUCAGCAAUAUGGUUGUGAGCUAGCAUAACAUACUUUCUUAUUUUCCUCACAGUCAUAAUUUAUUUGGUGCUUUAGAACAUUUGGCCAUAAUUUGGUACCUCAAGACAACACUUGCUUCCACAGGAAGUAUGCAGUAAUGAGAAUAUAUCUGGAUGGAUUUGGCUGAAGCUAGUACAUACAUACACUCUGAAUUCAUGGAUCGUGACGAUUAAUGAUGAUAAAAAAAAAAAAAACAAGCCUUGUCAGCUGAUGAAAAAAGGCCUUAUUAUCCAUUUCUGACUGGAGACUUUCCGCGGCCCAGAGGAUGGAGUCCAAUGGAAGACGGAUCAGAAUAAGUGGAAGUCCGAAUCAGACAACAGACGGUAAUCGCUCAAGGUUGGUCCUUCCAACCACCCCAAGCAGGACCAUCUCAACCGUCGUCCCACAAAAUUCCCCUUGUUCAUCAGUUUCUUCCUCCUCCUCUUCCCCCACAACCCCCGCCUCCUCUUUCUCCUCCUCCACUCCCACGCAAAGCCCUUCAAAUUCUCCUCCUUUCAGUUCUUCGGUUGUCUCUUCAUCUACAAAUCAGUCUCCUGGAAGCUAUAGUUGGACGUCAAUACUGGUGACCAACCCUUCCUGGUCCGGUGGCUUCCGACUUAUCUUAAGGAGAGUUCCAGCAUCGACUUACUUGAACAAUGACACCUCAGCAUCGCCUGCAUGUUCCUCUAACACCUGAAAGCCUACGUCGAAUUGCCUAUGUUGCAAUGAAAAGCAGCGCUUCUGUAGCAUGAAUUUUAUGACAUCCUUAAAAAAAUGGAAACGUGAGAAGUUAAUACAUGUUAUGAGAGCAAAUGAAGCCCCAAGCGAAUGCAAUAUCUUUGCCUGGACGUAGAUCGCUCACGCUAAGGAGGACAUGCUUUUCUUUACGAAGACAUGGAUCUGAGCCCCAAACAGUUCCACUCAUGCAGAAUCCAGCGGUGGCUGUCAUUGGACUGAAUGUUAUGGAUAUUUUCUUUGCCAACACAAAUAUGCAUCCUGCAACAGACAAUGUAUUAACUUGUGUUUGGUUCUCAUAAGUUCAUGCUGUUCAUGAUCUAUAAGUACAGGACAUCAGGUUUUUAGAAGUGAAAUUUUCACUUUUUAGUGUAGAAGGUUUCCACACCAAAAAGGGUGUCGAGCUGUAUUAUACAGAACAGAAUUUAAAAUGUGGUU
This is a messenger RNA of Synchiropus splendidus (mandarinfish), 1447 nucleotides long. Its product is annotated as putative protein TPRXL. The record is from RefSeq and is a predicted model, not a curated record. Bases 561 to 971 code for a protein of 136 amino acids. The transcript is spliced from 2 exons. NCBI's taxonomy places the organism in Eukaryota, Metazoa, Chordata, Actinopteri, Syngnathiformes, Callionymidae.